AUGGACAACACCCAACUGCUACCACUGCACUCUCCGAAGAACUUAGAAGUCGUGUAUCCGCCAAUGUCCUCCUCAAAACCGACGGAAACAACGGAACCACGCGCAAAGGGGGUGGCACGUUUAACGGUCCAUAUACCCUCCGCUUUUCGGGGUACCUCCAAGCGCCCUGCUUCUAUCUCGCCCUCAAGAUGGGGGACACUAGAGUUCAAGUUCUACUACGUGGUGGCUCUGGUAGCUGUGCCGUUGAUGGGAUGGAUACCCGUAUCUCUCAGCCAGACAUCACACCCGAACUAUCCAAUGUAUGCGAGGAGACUAAGUGAAGGGUGGCUUCAUGGCCGGAUGGUGGACAACAGCGAUGCCCAAUACCGCUCCUUUCGCAGCAACCUCGGUCUUCUCUCUUUGGCUGCCUUCGGUUAUCUUAUUAUCAACUAUAUCCGCUGGAUUUUAUCUACCAGUUCCUUCGCAAACAACCUCUACCUCAUUCCGACCAACGUUGUCAUCUCGCUCGCCGUCGUCGUUGCACUCCAUGGGGCUAGCUCCCUCAAAGUCUUCUUCAUAAUAACUAUCAACUUUCUAAUCGCGACGAAGUGCCGUUCCUCUAAACUUGGACCGCUCCUCACUUGGGUUUUCAACGGUCUCGUGCUUUUCUUGAAUGAGAAAUACCAUGGGUACUUCUUUGGCAGUCUUUCCCAGUCGCUCGAAUUUUUGGAUGACCUCUCGGGAGUGUAUCCUCGAUGGCACGUAAUAUUCAACAUCACGAUGCUUCGCCUCAUCUCGUUCAACAUGGACUACUACUGGGCUUGUAAAAGUCCGGAGACUGCAGAUCUCACCCCGACGACUCUGAACGAGAAGCAACGAACAUCUCUACCCCAUAGCGAUGAGUUUUAUUCGCUCGUGAACUACGUAGCAUACAUCCUCUACCCACCACUCUAUAUCGCUGGUCCAAUCAUCACAUUCAAUGACUUCAUGUGGCAGCACCGAAAACCUUUGUCGAUGCGAACUCGCGACAACGUCAUGUACCUUGUUCGAUUCAUAUUCUGCUACCUGGUCAUGGAGUACAUCCUUCAUUUCAUGUACGUGGUGGCCAUCAAGGACAGGAAGGCGUGGCUGUGGGAUUCACCCGCAGAGAUUGCCAUGAUUGGUUUUUGGAACCUCAUAAUCGUCUGGUUGAAGCUCCUUAUUCCGUGGAGGUUCUUCCGUGCUUGGGCUCUGUUAGAUGGUAUCGACCCGCCCGAAAACAUGGUCCGAUGUAUGGCGAACAACUACUCAGCUUUUGGGUUUUGGAGAAGCUGGCAUCGCAGCUACAACCUUUGGAUCAUUAGAUACAUCUACAUCCCUCUGGGCGGCACGAAGAACGUCUUCCUCAAUACGCUCCUUAUCUUCUCCUUCGUCGCUCUAUGGCACGACCUCACGUUCAAGCUGCUCGCCUGGGGCUGGCUAAUAAGCCUGUUCGUCGUUCCCGAGCUUCUCGCGUCCUACGUCCUACCAGUAUCCAAGUACGGCAAACAGCCAUGGUAUCGCCACGUAUGCGCGGUCGGCGGCGUACUGAACAUCUUGAUGAUGAUGGCAGCGAAUUUGGUUGGGUUUGUAGUCGGUGUGGAUGGAGUGAGAUUCUUUUUCUCGCAGCUGUUUGGGACAUGGGAGGGAUUGAAAUUUAUGGUUGUGUGCUCCUGCUGCCUGUUUGUGGGGGUGCAGCUCAUGUUCGAGUAUCGGGAAGAGGAGCUGAGACAGGGUAUAGUACGACGGUGUUGA
Messenger RNA from Cyclocybe aegerita, 1752 nucleotides. The record is from the annotation of a GenBank genome assembly. NCBI's taxonomy places the organism in Eukaryota, Fungi, Basidiomycota, Agaricomycetes, Agaricales, Hemipholiotaceae.